UGGCAACCCUAACCUUUGCGUCAUAACAUGAAAUUGAAAAUGAAAUGUAGCAGUUGUCAAAAUUUUUGUCCAAGACUGAAUGAAUCAACAGCUGUUUUACAUUUUUAUAUAUAUAAUUCAUUAAAACUGGGUAACGGACAGGUAGUUUUGUAUUCCUAUUUCAGGUCAUGGUAGAUUUUAUUAGACUUAGUGUUACAUUUGAACAUGAAACAAAGGGCUCGCUCAAUGCAAGGCGGCGAUGAUAUGGUGGCUUAUGCAAUGGGGAAGAAAGCAGACGACGGUGAUCACAGUGAGAUACAACUGCAUAGAAUAAAACCCCAAGACCAUUUUAUAGAAGCACAAGUCCAAGAAGGAGACACCUUACAAGCUAUUGCGUUGCGAUUCUAUUGUUCUAUAUCAGAGUUAAAACGAAUUAACCAUAUACACAAAGAUAAUGAAAUAUUUGCGAGGCGGACAAUAAAGGUACCUGUGACACCAUACUCUGUGCUGACAGAGCUCAUUCCAACACAGCCCUCAGAUCCUGCACCUACAGCAUCAAACACUACAUCACACACUGGUAUACAAGAACUGCUGAAUACUAAUCAUUUCAAUGGACUUAUAAAUCAAAAUAAUGUAUCGAUAAAUGCACCUCCCAAGGAGGAUUUACAGUGCUCCAUAGAUUGCAACAGUGUUGUUAUGAACAGCACUUUAGCGCCAUCUGUUGUCCCAUAUACGGACUCUGAGCAGAAUGAACAAGCAACAGAAGAUACUCAACUUUUGCCAAGCAAAGAGAAGAUAUCUGUUGAAGCAGUUGUGGUGAAGGAGUUGACUUCCCACGGAGCCGACUUUGGACUGAAAUGGUUCCAUUUAGUGUGCUGUAUGCUCAUUCUUGGUGUUGUGAUACCUCUUGUGUAUGUUAUGUUUUAUUUAGACAAACAUGAACAUUCAGAAACUGACCUUCCCCCAUUACACUCAAAUCGAUGACUGACUGAUACAUGAUCUGAUGGAAAAGCUUUAAGUUGUAAUGGUAUACAUUAUAAAUCAAUUUUAUAUAUCACUGUAAGGGAACACAAUGUGAUUCUUUUAAUAAAAUUUAUCAUUUAAGUACAUAUUCCAAACAUAUAUUAUUUUUUAUUUUUUUAAUAUUAUGAAAAAGUAUGCAAUACUAAAAAUGUUAUUAGACCACUUAUAUUUUCCUAUACCUUGGUACAGGAUAAUGUUCACAGAAUCAAAAGGUUGAACUAUUUACCAACAGUUAUCCUGUACAAUACUAUUAUUGUUAGAUAUUAUGUAUCAAUUUAUAUUGACAUGUUAAUUUUAGUGCUGAAUAAUGCUAAUAUUCUUGAUAAAAGAGUAUUACAAACUCAUUACUAUGUAUCAGUUCUUAAUAAAAAUACCUACUCUAUUUCUGUGAGACUACAUUAACAAAACUAGCAGAUAUAAAAAAAAAUAAAUUCAAAAACUAUAACUAUGGCACUUACAUUGAGUCUUGUCAAAAUUAAUUACCUACCUUUACAUAUUGAAAAUUAAGGCAGUUUGACAUUCAUUUUCAAAGAAAUGUAGAUUCGUGCACCAAACUCUAUUUCUUAUACAUAUACCUAUAACCCACAGUAACUAUCACUUAUUUUCAAACUAAUUAACGUGUCUCUGCCUCUGUGGCCAAGUGGUCGCAAGGGGUCUCUGGUUUGAUUCCCGGGUCGGGCAAAAGUAUUACUGGGCUUCUUAAAAAUUCUCAGUAGUAGCACGGAGUCUGGAAUUGUGCCCGGUAUAUGUUAAUAGGCUCACCCCCCUAUUACAUGGUACUCAUAACAUAAAUGGUGAAAAGUGGGUGUUACAUUGUACAGUGACAUAAUGUGCACCUCUGCCUACCCAUUCGGGGAUAAAGGGAUAAAAGGUGUUAUGAUAAUUAACGUGUCUUGUUGAUCAUUUUACUUAAAUUGCUAAAGUUUCUGUGUGUAUGUUUGCUACUUAAUCACGUCAAAACGACUGAAAGGAUAAGAUCAAGAUAAUAUUUGGAACAUGAAUAGAAUAUGGCCUGGAAUUACAUAUAGACCAUUUUAUAUGCCACGAGAAGGCGGGCUAGCAGACGUUAAUUCUAUGAAACCCAAGUAUCUGUUAUAUUAAUUUUCCAAAGUAGUUUCCAUCAUCAUCUCCUCCAGGAUCUGCUGGAAAUAAGCCCUAAUCUCUUCCCUGGCGCUUCAUGAUAGUAAUUCACCUAUAACAUCCAAGUUAUCAAUUUCCUACAUGUUAUACCUGUUUUAACUAACUGCAUCGUAACUCAUUACAAUUUUAGGAUUAGUUCAUGUCAAUCUUGCCAAGUUUCGUCCGCUGCUCGACUCCUACCGAUUGUAGCGUGAUGUUGUAUAGCCUAUAAUAGCCUUCCUCGAUAAAUGCACUAACCAACACAAAAAUAAUUAUUCAAUACGUACUAGUAGUUUCGGAGAUUUCAGCGUUAAAAAAAAACACUCUUAUAAUAAGUAUAAGUUAGAAGUAAAGAUUGACUCGAGAAUUACUCUAGAAGCUUUUUUUUAAGGGGGGAUUAUCAUCCAAUGACUGAUCCCGCCUGGGUGAGGCGGGAGUGUCAGACUCUUACUGACUAAAAACCACUCCGUUCCUUCUCCUUCGAGCUCCGCCCCGGUAACCCGUUAGGUUCUCCGACUCCGAAUGGGCAUCAGCCCUGUUGGGCCCCAACUGUGGUGGUCUGAUGGCUCUUUGAGGCGCGCGUGGAACGCGCUGCGCCGUACGCUCGGGUCUGGUUCUGGUCGGACGGGGAGCCACCUAUGCAUGCUCGCUGUCCGCCGGCCCGCGCUUACGGUGGCCGGGGAUCGUCCCGCGAUCCCCGACGCUCGGAGUGUCCUUCGCCAUGGCUGGGUUGCGAGCUCCUUAGCUAGCAUACUCUUAAAGCUUAUGUUAAUAAUUUAAUGGGAGACAGGAGCCCAUACCCGUGUUAUAUGGGUUUCCUGGCCAUUGCAUAUAAUUUUAAACAAAGUGCCUAAAUCAGUUCAGGGUUACUAAAUAAGAAAAUAAAAUAAAAUCACAAAAUAAACUAUUUAUUUGCCAUUUCUAUUUCUAUCACUUAAAAUACAUCGAUGUAACAAAUAAAUUGGUAAAUCCAUUGACACAAUCUCAGUUUAUUAAACUCUUUUAACAAUAUUAUUUUAAUAAUAAUGAUAAAUGCAUUCUUAAAUAGCUAAAACCCGACCAGUGAAAUAUUAUUAUAAGAUAUUACACUACAUUGCAAUUGUAUAGGUUAUUGCAAGAAAUUUGAGAUACAAUAUAGCAUUCUAUUUUCAUGAACACAGGCAAAUAAGAUCAAAGUAAUUACGUAACAAAUUCAUUCACGAAUUAUUAUCCUGGUAAGGCUUUGUCACUAUGUACAGAUUUAUAUAAAAUAAUGUGAGCCUCGCAAUACAAACUGUAUAAAAUUAAUGACGUGAUCUGAGGUGACUAAAGUAAAGCUUCAAUUAUGUGAUUGAUUCCACACUUGACGAUCGCGGCCGCAAUCAGAAGUUCCCGCGACCACCACCGAGAUUCGGGUUACUCUCGUGCACACUGUAAGAAUAAAGCAAAUGUUAAUUGAAUUAUUCAAAGUUAUAUCUACAAGAAAUAACAGUGCCUAUGGGGACUAAAAUAUGCAAAAUUAGUAUGAAAUGAAAACACUCUUUCAUCAUUUCUAUUAGUCCCAUUACUUUUGGAAGUAAGUUGUUAUAUUUUACAGAAACAAAAUACAGUUAGUACUAAUGGUUCAAAUCGAAAUAAAGACUUUCUAAAAUACUACAACUAUUGAUGUCUUCAUACAAAUUCACAAGAAUAACACACAAAGCACAAAAGAAAAUAGACAAUGUUAGUAUUACAGAGUACAGGAGCAACACGGAAGAUUAUCUUGAUCCGAAGAGUGAGCCAGUACUUUGUAGGGAGAUUAGUGAUUUCUUGUUACCCAAAUCAAAACAACAAAAUCACUAGUCUUCCAAACAACGUGUGGCCUGUGGCUGAAGCCCGUUAGUUGAUGAACCUAGAAAUGUUAAUCACCAAAGAAGUUAGUCACAAUGAGAUAUUAAAUGAGUUAGAAACAGACAGCUGUGAUGAGUGAUUGUAUAAAAGUGAAUACUUAAAUCUAAAAUCGAGAAUAAGUAUGUAAAGGUAUUACAGGAAUGGUAGGUACAUAUGUGAACACUCUCGAAAUGUCUACGCUCCCGCUACUAACAAGUGUGUGCAUUUUACCUGAGCGUCACAACAUCGACGUCACACAGUCAAAUCCGUUCAACAAUUUCUACUUAAUCUUAGUUUGGUUUGGUGCCAACUCAGGGAACUCUUCAAACAUUCUAUCGUCAAAACAAUAUUGUGUUAGUAAUAGUAUUGAACUUAUAGUAAAUGCUUGCUUCAGCCAAAUUAAAUGUUAACAGCACAUCAGCUCGUCUCGCAAUAUUAGCAAUGAUACAGUAUGGUAGAUAGCUAGUUAUUGGAAUUAAUGCCGACAUGCUUGUCAAUUAACUGGUACCUAUACAAUGACACACAGUAUUGAGAAAACAUGAUGAAAUGGUGAGCUUGUAUUAAAAUUGGAAAAUAUGAUUUACGUUAUUCAUCUUGUAAUCUCUGUGAUCAGGAAGUUGAUUCAGUCGGUUGUGUUCACUGGAGUACAGACACAAAGGGAAGGGACGGCGAGGUAUGAAGGUAGUGCAGUAACUGACCUCUGUUGCAGCAGGUACUGCGCCAUCUGUAUGCGCUGCUGUGUGCCCGUGAUGGUGAUGAUGCGGUCGCUGGAGCCGGGCAGUGGCUCCGCGAUCUCAAUGCCCGCACCGCUCUCCGCACGGAUCUUACGUAUGCGCGAGCCAGCCUUUCCUAUUAUCGCGCCAGCCAACUGGAACGGAAAUCAAUCUGUCACAUUCUAUGUUCGACCCACUUAGUAAACAUACAUAAUUAUUUAAAUCGUCAAGUUUAUAAAUAUCGUGUAAUGAAGUAGUAAAGUGUGAUACUAACAUCUUUGGGAAUAGUCACUUGUGUGGUGGUGUCCUGUUGGUUACCGCCGUUGUUACUAAAGUUGGCGGAGACUCCGCCCCCGCGGCCGCCGCCGAAGUUCCCUCCCCCGAAGCCCCCGCCACCUCCACUGUUGCCCCCGCCGCCACCGCCGCCGCCGCCGAAGGCACCGCGCGGUGGUCCACUGAAGCUAGCUCUAGGUCCAGGUCCACCGAAAUCAUUGAAGGCAGCUCUAGGUCCUCCAGGAGGUCCAUUGCGACCUAGUGGUGGUCCUCGUGGCGCUGGCCCCCGGCCUGCGGGCCCCAUGGGGGGCAUGCCGCGCGGGGGGCCUCGAGGAGGGCCGCGGGGCCCACCACGGGGACCGCCACCACCACCUCCUUGUCCGCUACCGAAACCUCCGUAUUCAUCCGCGUAGAAAUCAUCGUAAUUGUGAGGGUCGUAGUUUUGUACGGCGCCUUUAACGGGAACCUGCAAUUUUAUAGUGAAUAUAAAAUAUCGAAGAUCUUUCAAAAUUUCUAACCGCGAACGUCUGGACAGAAGAAAAUGAAGUCGAGGUACAAAACAAAUGUUUCUAGAGGUUUAUUGACUGUAUAACUAAGUAAAUAAUUAAUAAAAAGUUAAAAUUUACCUGUCGGAUGAGAUCGAGCACCUCCUUGAUCCCGGCGGCAACAGCUUCAGGUUUGCCCACCAGCUGCACCACUCGCUCCGUGCUCUGUGGCGCGGGGUUCGAGAAUAUCUUUAGACGAGCUCCCGUUUUCUGUAAACGACGCACAUUUCAUCAACUAAUUUUAUUUAAACCCACGAAUUAUUACAAUUAUAAAUGUUCAAUAUUAUACGAUAAUACAACCACCAAAUUCAAAUAAAGAGGAUUUUGCUUGGUAUUUGUUUAAGGAACGAGUCGCCAGACUCACUCGGUCAAUUGGUUAUAAAUUAAUGGUAACCUAAUUUCAAGCGAGGCUAAUCCAACGCCCUAAUUCCAAAACAAAUUACAUAACGCAGACAGUUAAGUUCGGUUGUUUACGGCAAUCUGUCGCGACAUAGUCAGGGUGUUGUGAAGUGGCAUGAGAAAUCGAUGUGUGAUCAAUUACCGAUAUUAGAUAAGGUGAGGUACGUGCGGUGCGUGGUCCGGCACCAGUGUGGUGCCGGUGACGUUUGACAGGCGGCGCGCGGGGCGCACGCGCGGCACCAUCGACCCGCGCACGUGGCCGCCGCGCGCCCCCGCGCCCCCGCCGCGCCCCCACGCACAAACAACCGCCCGACCUCGCCGGAACCCGCCCUCCGCACAUGCGAGCCACGCACACCGACGACGCACCGCCUACUAUGGACCAUCGUUAUUCAAUACUGACGCGCCUCAAUUUAACCACUUCACAAUUGUUUUAAAUUAAACACUACACUGUAUCUAUGUUUCAUUAACAUUUAUUUAAACUCGAUUUUUUUCUUUUUAUAUCACACGAAUUAAUUUAUGAAACGGCGCACGAUCUAAGUCGCGCUCGUGUAUUCCGCGGUGUAACGCCAAGAGCGGGCGGAGCGAGCAUCCCUCGAGGGUGGUCGGGCGCGGACUGAGCAGGCGAGUGGCGGCGCGUGCAACACCUGCCCGACUCCCCUCCAUGCACUUGUGGGGCUCCGAGGAAAGCUCACACGCGCCACGCCUACCACAUGCCACUACCGAGUAAUGGACACACAGAAACCCCACUCCAAACAACACAUAUACAACUCAAUUUAUCAAAGUUCACAAUUUUACUCCAGUAUGUGAUACGAGUGUUUGUGGCUGGCAUCUCUCAGAAUUACUUUCAAAAUUGACCUUUGUUGUGGAGGUUCGAAAUAUUAAAGCCUUCUGUAUGAAAUUCAAGUAAAACUUAUUCAUUUCAGCAUUCAUCACAAAGCACUUCUGAUCCUUGUCACGAACGGGAGUCCGAGCCGUCAUUCAGUACGAAAAGGAUCCGUUAGCGAGACGUCCGCGACAUAAUUUAUCAGUAUACUCUGAGCUUAUAUCCCGUGGGGGACCGCUACAACAACAACACACAUACCCGCUCCGUGACUAGAUUUUCAAACUUUUACUGAAGCAGUAACAGCAUAAAGUUGACUAUAAAUCAUAAACAUGCCAGGCUAAUAUUUCACCAUACUGUACUACACCUACAAUCAAUCACAAACUUCGCGCGUCUAACCAUAAAAGCUGCAAAUAUUUGAACACAAUUUGUCUUGAUCAAAUCGAAGUUCCUUUUGCAGCGAAGUUAAACUGCGAUCCGUUAGGUAAGGAGGAGGAUGCUAACUUCGCUUCAACGUCUAAGAAUGAUUCUUAUCUUCUUAUUCUUUCAUCAUCUGUUUAUCAAAUCAUAUUUAUAAGAUCGUAUUUUUUAAUUUCGUCUUGUCAUAUUAUGCUCUGUACAGACUUCAAAUUCAAAACACGGAGCAACAACCCUCUAUUGAUCACUUGUGGUAUUGAUCCAUGCGCUGAAAUUAUACCUGUUGCUUAUGUUUCCAGUUUGUUUCGUCAUGACAUUCCCAAAGGUAGGUGAACCAUCCAUAAUACUAAAAUAAUGGUUAUUUCAAAAGUAAAUAGGAUGACAAAAGAUAAUUUUAUGUGUAACAAAGAAGCCCUACGUGGUCCGGUUCGGUGUGGUUCGAUCGGAAACGGAAGCGGCUAGCUCGCGUGCUGCCGUAAUUGUCGGGGACACCGCAGCCCGGUGUCGCCCGCGCCUAAUUACACCGACGACAUAUGCACGCCGCGCGCCGGCUGCUAUCUGUUAUUCGUCUAACUGUAAAUAUACAACUGUAGUACACCUGAAAGCUACCACUAGCCACUACAUUCUGCCCUCUGCCUACUUCAACCCUCAAUUAUAGUGCCUUAAUUGUAGAGUCAUUGUUACAUUUGAACAUAUCCGCUGCAAUGUUUUAUGGUAUACGUAACGAGGAUGUGAAGGAGGUUCACAAAAAGUUUCCUGCGUCACGUGCGCGUAGCUCCGGUAACCCAACGCCGGCGCCGCGCGCUUCCGACGGAUGAAACCCUACAUGUGAUAUUACCCUUCGGCUAGUUCACAGCUCUGCGUGAACUCAACCGUGAUUUCAUCACAAGUAGCACGGUCUUAACAAAACGUUUUGUUUCCACUUCAAAGUUUAAUGAGAAGCCAAACGUUCCAAUGUUUACGUAACCAAGAAAUUAGACGGGAGUUGAACAGAUGUAAGUCUGUUCGUAGCUAGGAUCGGAAACUUCAACGGGUAACGUUUAAAUUGAAAUAAAUCUGUUUUCACUGUUGCAUUAAAGUGAGAACUUGUACGAAGUUUACCUGCGUGAAUUGAGUGAUACAAAGAUAGGAGAGGCGGAUGCGGCACCAUAUGUUCGAAAUUUCUAUUUAUGUAAGAAAAGAGGCCUCCGAGGGGCGAGGAGCAUUGUGCAAGUAGGUAAGCUGGGUGAAGCCCAGGUGCGCGCGAGCUUUUUGUGAGGCCUUCCGGCGGCUGUGCGCGCACCUGCCGCGACACCGCGCGCCGCCAGCUGCCGCCCGCGCACGCGCCGCCGCGACGGCCACACUAAGAAAAGUGCUGCCCUAGGUACACUUGAUAUUACAGUCAGGUCGGUAAACUCCUAUUAAUACUAGCAACAGCGCAAGCCGGUUCACUUGCGCUUUGAAUAGCACUAAUAAUAAAAGCCCUUCGCGAAAAUACAAUGUUUCCUUUGUCAUGUUAAAGACAUUCAACUAUUUUUUAUGUAGCCCGAAUUUCCUUUGGAUUACAUUUAUUCUUUGUGUGAUAAAGAAUUAUGUCUUGUUAAAUUGAGGCCGAAACGUAAACUGAACAAAGGAUUUGCGAGAACAGCUGAUCGAAUAAAAAAAUCAAAAGGGAGCAAAAUGGACUCAGGUAGAUCUCGACAUGAUCAACGUAUUAAAUUGUUUCCGGAGAACACAGAUGCUUUGGGAAUAUUGUUCACUGAAGAAAGACCAGCUUCUAAAAUAAAUUCCAAGUGGCUACGAGACAACGUGCUACGAGUCCACGAUCAGGCACGUCCCUGGCAUCAACCUUCGUUACUCAAAUCUCCAGACAAACACUGACUAACAAGCUCGAGUUAUGAAAUGCAACACCGCUAAUAGCUAGAUUGCAAAGUUGUCGGCGUCCCGUCCAGACAACGUUGGCACGUACACGUUUAUAACUUCCAGCAAAGUUGCUCGAGUGGUAAUUGAUCCAGCGCGAUGCACUCUCCGUUAUGCAGACUCUUUGCCUUGUUUGUUCGACUUGUCGACGAAUUAUGACGUCUACUGUCCUAGCUUUGUCGAGGGUACAUUUUAAAGUUCCUUAAUUGUUUGCAACGUUGUUCGUAAUUCAAUCUAAAAUAGUUUUUGAACAAGGACUCUACUACGGUUUGUUGCUAACAUUACAAAUUUUAAAAAUAUAGAGAUAAAGGUCGGGGAAUUCAAAGCCGCAGCUGCUUUCACAUCUGCCUUGAUGGCUAUGCACCGGCACCACGUGGCAUGAAUGCCAUCGCUGUACGAUAAAAAAAUCCUUAAAUAUAACUGCACCUUCGCCUGGCAGAUGACUGCUAACAAGUCGUUAAAGCUCGUCGCAUCUGCCACCUCAAUUAUUGUUUUAGAUAACGGGAUCCAGUUAAUCGAAUAAGAUUGGUGAUGAUAGUAAUACAUAGGAUAACAUACAAACGGAAAUCGAAAACUAUUGUAACCGCGUGUAAUUGCAUGCAUGCGUGCACUUUAUAACACGCGCGAGGUGCUAGCAAAGUUUAUCAACAUUUUGUUCUUGUUGGAAUGGAUCAGUGGAGAGAAAGACAUUCUUCUAGUGACGAUGUAAGUACCUGUAAUAUUUUUGUUAUUCAAACGAUAACUCACCUCUCGCAGCUCUUUUAUCUUGGCGCCUGCUUUGCCGAUGACGCAGCCAGCACGACUCUGGUGUAUCAGUAGACGGACGUCUAAAUCUUCGACGUUCUUCACACCUCCUCCCUAGUUAUAAAUAUCUAAAUCAGUACCUCUUCUAGUUUUACUUCAAAGUUUUGCAAUUAGUUGGUAUUAUCAUGAAUUCAUAACUCACCUUGUACUUAAUAAGUUUCUACGAAUUAAACAUAAAACUGUAGUUGGAAGGUUAUUUCUACGUAAGUAGUUUUUGAAACUUGGUAUCGCAUGCAGAACUUUAAUCACAUAUUAUGUAAUACUCACAUCAGCUAAACAUGGUAAUAUUUCUUUUACGAUUUCCAGAAUGGUGUCGACAUCCGGCGCUGUUAUCGAUAGUACCCUGAAACAUAAGCAUCGUUAACGCCACUAUUUGCGCAGCAACCGAUAUAAAUCACAGCACAAUAUUAACAACGGUACAGACAUAUCAACGGUCAGGGAGGUCUGGACUCAAAGUAAUCUGAAGCAUGAUGGCGAUGAAACUUAUGUCUGUACGUGUCGUACUCAGUAAGUAGCUGCCUUCCAGAGCGGACAGAAGUAAGUCGAGUGAAAGGAUCAGUCCUAAGGGAACAGACUUGUAGCGGCUAAUGAGCGAGAUGCAAGGACACUGAGGUCGUGAAAGUAAGAUCAGAAGGCGUCCAGUGCGACUCAGUGCAAUCCUGCGGAUGUGAUGAGGACGGGAGCUCGAAAUACGGAGUAAAGCGCCUAACGCCGGGAGCUAAUGAUUAUUUUUUAGAUUCCGACUCCUGACUGUUGACGAGUAGAGCAUAAGACCUCGACUCGGGCUGUAUUAAGUUUUGAGAGUACAUGUUGGCGAUAUAGUUUACCGUUCGGGGCCGGGGCAAUCUGGGACUGUUAUAGAGGCUUUGUACUGCGUGGCGGGGCGGCGGGUGCGGGGCAGCGGCGUCCGGCGGGGCGGGACCGGCAACCAAGACACGCUGUAGCGGCGCGCCCCGCGACUACACUCAGCCCUGAGCGCGCCUUCGACCAAGCUCAACUCCACCAGCAAUUGACUUAUAAUGGUGGUACAUGAUUAGGACGAGGACGAGUUGAACGUGGUCAAAGACGGCGGUAUGAGUGUAGACGCGCGGCGCGUCGCGCUACUAGCCACAGGGGCGUCUCGGGGGCGCUAAUGACCUGCAAACUGGCUGCCGGGGGGUUAUUCUGUCUAUAAUAAGUCUACGGACUCGCCGCUGUCGCAAGACUCGAUGCCGAGAUAAACUAUCGAAUCUUACUUUCUUCUUCAUUCUUAUAAGUUCUCUUUGUUAUCUACAUGACAGACUAGAAUAGCGUAUAUCAUAGUUGAAGCGUAGUAAAUACGGAUCUGACAGGUUUUUGUAUUACCCAUUAGAAGCACAGAGCAGUACAGUUUUUAGAUUUUAUAAGAUUGGUAGACGUACCUGUGGCGAGAAAAUUGUUAAAAGUUAAUAAAUUAACUAAAUAUAGUGACAUUCAGAUAGGCAUACAAUAAAACAAAAAUGCGAAUUUCAACUUAAUGGAAUAACAAAAACUUAAAAAAUUGGUCUAAACUAACUUUAAUCAAAUACAUAGUAAAUACCUGCUAUUGCUUGAAAGCUUACGAAAAUACAUUAAUACUGAACGAAACACUAGAUUAGAGUACAUAUACGUACUGGAUACUUUGAUAUUUCAAGCAAUUAUCGAGACUACUGGUAACAUUCCACUACUUACUGGACGUGUAGCGGUGGACGUUAUAGUAAAUACUGACCUGAUUCCUUAGCUUGGAAAUAUUUGCGCCGCCCUUCCCGAUGAUGGAGCCCGCCACCUGAUAACAGUGGAAACGUUACGGAUAUGUUCACACACCACAAAAAAUCCUAAUUGUUUCUCGAACAUGUUUUAUUUCGAAUUAAAAUUAGUUCCAGUUUUUAACAUAUUUUGUAAAAUUAAUUAGGAAUGUUCACUGUGUAUGGAAAGGAAACAUCCAUUUAAUCUAACAGUUAACUUAGAUAAUACAAAGUUUAGUUAGUAGUAGGAUCACUAACAUAAGCUUCACUAGAAUAGUACUAGAGGUUCCAUACAGAAAUAUAAAUCAGGUCCAAAUAACGAAUCCACAAGUGGAUAUAUCAGCCUUUACAACUAGCUUAUAAUGGUAAUACACGAGCAUAUCGUACACACAAAUUGAGCGAACUGCAACCUUACAGGCAUGAAUUGAUUUUAUACAAUUUUAAUGAUAGCGCCGGUGCGAGAGGGUUGGCUUACAGCAAGCCAACUGUAAAUUUGACACGAAAUCCUGUUUGAGACCUGGGUAUUAUACUUUGCUGUUCAGCAAUUACAAAAUUGAAUUGUAUUUUUAUUUUUGCAUUAAUUUUUACCGGUGGGAAGGUGGAGUUUUCUGCUAUAUUGUUCAAGUUGAGACAAUGAAGUCUUUGUCGAGUCUUUUGCUAGGCUUCCGUGGCAGAACCAUGUUGAAAUUUAAAUGAACACAAUUAACUUACCUUGCUCGGUAUGAGAAAGGUGACUUCGUCGUCAGUAUUGCGUUGCCGUUUCUGCAUGGGGCCGCCGUCAUCGCCAUACCCAUCCCGCUUCAUUUUA
Spodoptera littoralis (African cotton leafworm) is the source of this 12389-nucleotide messenger RNA. NCBI's taxonomy places the organism in Eukaryota, Metazoa, Arthropoda, Insecta, Lepidoptera, Noctuidae. The record is from the annotation of a GenBank genome assembly.